Microthlaspi erraticum is the source of this 306-nucleotide messenger RNA. Lineage: Eukaryota; Viridiplantae; Streptophyta; Magnoliopsida; Brassicales; Brassicaceae. The record is from the annotation of a GenBank genome assembly.
AUGGUCUUGGAUGUGUGUCUAGAAAGAGAGAUUUGGAUGAGUUUCAUAAGGUUGAAGAAGCUUGUUGUAGAAGAUGUGAAGAUGGUCGAGAUCAAUCUGAGAGUGCUUCUUGUUCAGUUCCGCUGCGAUCACAUAGUUGCUUCUAGAACUGCUACCAUAUCAAAAAGAGAUUGUUAUGUGCGUACGACAAGCUUAGAUCUUGUUUAUUGGCGACAGCGGUACCUUUUUGAUGAUGGGACAGCUUCUUCUGAGCCUCCGUCAUCUACUGUCCGUGGCUUUUUCAAGGUGGUUUUCACUUCUAUGUAG